AUGACGAAGCAACUAGUAUCGAAGACAGCGGUCUUAGGCGAGGAAAUGGCGUCGAGAACGAAGGCCGUGGGUGCAGAAUUCGUGUCCAGAUCUGAAGCGGUGCGGGAAACGCUGAGAGGAACGGCUGCGGUAGUCUCGGGCGAGAUCAAGGGAAAAACAGCGAACCUUGCGGGGGGGAUGGUGUCGAAGACAGCGAAUAUCGCGGGGGAGAUGGUGUCGAAAACGACGCAAUUCAAGGAAGCCCUGAAGACCUCGCUCACCUCUCUAGGGAGCCGUCCGCAAGCCACCAGCACGAAGAUUGACGUUGACGUUGCAGAAGACGACUGCACCGAGAGCACCGACGUCUUGGCGCCUCUGCAGAGUCCGUCGAAGCACCGUCAGGCCCGGACGAGGCCCCGGGGCAACGCGUAUCCUUCCCUCUGGUCCGACGUUGACCGUCUCCUUCCAAGCGAUCCCCCCGCCAGUGAUCCUAGCCCAGAGACAGGCGAUGAGGAGGAAUCGGACGGCACACAUUCGACACGUGCCAUCUUAACUCCUGACCAAUCAGAGCCUUCGAUUGCACCCGAUCAGCUUCCAAUCGGCUUCACGCUCCCCAGCACGCACGUGCCUGAGAUGAACGGCCCAGAUCAUCCUGAGUCAGUGGGCGUUGACAGUGGAGGAGAGGGGUUUGUGGUUCCUCGGUUGGGGCACGAGGAGCACGGGGCGGGAGAAGGGGAUGCGGGCAAGAAGGGGCAGGGGAGGGGUGAGAGUAGGCGCGCGCAGGAGGAGGAGUUCAGCAUGAACCUGUGGCUCAUGGGGAGCGGCAACGGGGGAAGCAGCACCACCAGCAGCACCGCCGGGUGGUUUCCCGCGAGCAGCUCGCAGACGCAGGUCACUCUUGCUGCCCCGGGCUGCGUGCUCGCCCCCUCCUGGAGCAUCAGCGGAUUCUCAAACACCCAAUCGCAAGGAGGUGCGGCGGGGAAGGAAAGGGAGGGGAGGGCAGGAGCGGAGGCUGAGGUAGGAGGGGGUGGUAGCAGCGGAGGGGGAGCAGAGGGGGGGGAUGACGCAGCAGAAGGGUGGCACCCCACGCCUCCCGCGGUGGUGCAGAGCCCGUUCGGAGUUUCCGCGCACCUAGAGGGGCCAGAACCGGGGCAAGCGGAGGAGGGCGGGGACAUGGAUCGGGUGUGGGAGGAGCUGUACGUGCAGAGGGAGUGUGCGUCACAGCCGUCCUCCCCCAAAGAGUCGAGAGGCGCGCUGCCCGCCAUCAAGCGCCUACUGGUCGUGCGCAGGGAGUCAGUGCAGCGCUCAGACAGCCGUGACAGCCUGGCCAGCACUGACAGCCGCAGCAGCAUCUCACGCCAUGCCACACUCGGGAAUGACGGCUGGCAGCAGCUGGACAUGGCGGGUGGGGAGGGGGACGUACCACGGCAGCGGCGGCGGCGGCGGAGGCGGCAUUCGAUGGACUCGAUCCACCUGGAGGCGGCGGGGUUGAAGCAGAGAGCAGCGAGCGAGCUCGCCAUGCACCGCUCGCCGCCGUCGCCGUUAAGCCCGUCCUCGCAAGGCCCCUCCCUGCGCGCUGCAGAGGGCGCCCAUGCAGGGUGGCACGGGCAGCCGGGUGUGAGGAGUGGAAGGCCGAUUCCAGUGGCUCGUCCCGUCCCGUCGCCGCUACAGCCGCCCUCUCCUCGCCUGCCGGCGGUGCGAUCUUCUCCGCUCAUGAGCUACGAGCACCCAGUCCCCUCCGCUAAAGCAGUUCCCACCAUCAAUGCAGGUGCCUCAGCCAGUGCAGUCCCCUAG
This is a messenger RNA of Closterium sp. Naga37s-1, 1773 nucleotides long. NCBI's taxonomy places the organism in Eukaryota, Viridiplantae, Streptophyta, Zygnematophyceae, Desmidiales, Closteriaceae. The record is from the annotation of a GenBank genome assembly.